Messenger RNA from Cylicostephanus goldi, 266 nucleotides. The record is from the annotation of a GenBank genome assembly. NCBI's taxonomy places the organism in Eukaryota, Metazoa, Nematoda, Chromadorea, Rhabditida, Strongylidae.
AUGAAACUGGUUUUGAACAACUUUUUAAGAUUUGCUGACGAAUAUACUAUACGAAAUAAGGAUGCUGCCGACGUUGGGCCGGACUUUGUGUCAAAUCCUAUCAACGCAUAUUUACUUAUCAAACGAUUGACUUCGGAAUGGAAGAGGGUCGAAGACCUUAUGCGUGAAAAUUUGGCCGACAAAUACAUUCAAAACAUCACAGAAAAUCGCGAAAGAAAUCAGGUAAUUUCUGCUAAUUUUUUCUCUAAGCUGAAUAGUUGCUAAUU